UAAUAAAAUGCUGAUCUCACACAGUUCCUGGGCUUGCCGCUCUCUCGCUCUCUCCCCGUUUGCCCUGCCUGCUAGGUUCACACCACUCAGGGUGGGGGAGAAAAAAGGCAGAGGCCGACACAGCCUGCCUGGGAGCUUCAUCCUCCUCAUUCUACAUCACAGGAGAGAACCACCUUUGCAUAAACUGCAGCAACCAUGACGACUUCAUAUCAGAAAGAGCUGGAGAAAUAUCGAGACAUUGAUGAAGACAAGAUCUUGAAUGAACUAUCUGCGGAGGAGCUGGCUCAACUUGACGUAGAGCUUCAGGAAAUGGACCCUGAAAACGUGAUGCUCCCGGCGGGUCUCCGGCAACGAGACCAGACAAAGAAGAGCCCGACGGGUCCAUUGGAUCGGGAUGCCCUCAUGCAGCACCUGGAGAAGCAGGCAAUGGAAGCGAAGGAGCGGGAAGACCUGGUGCCCUUCACAGGAGAGAAAAAAGGAAAACCCUUUAUUCCAAAGAACCCCAAGAGGGAAAUCCCCAAAGAAGAGCAGAUCACACUGGAACCUGAACUGGAAGAAGCUUUAGCAAAUGCCACCGAUGCAGAGAUGUGCGACAUUGCAGCUAUCCUGGGCAUGUAUACCCUCAUGAGCAACAAGCAGUAUUAUGAUGCCAUCUGCAGCGGCAACAUCACAAACACGGAAGGCAUAAACAGCGUAGUGCAGCCUGAUAAGUACAAGCCUGUCCCAGAUGAGCCUCCAAACCCCACAAAUGUGGAGGAGACCUUGACGAAAAUCCAGAGCAACGACAAGGAACUUGAGGAAGUGAACCUUAAUAACAUUAAGGACAUUCCCGUUCAGACGCUGAUAGAAAUCUGCGACUCCAUGAAAAGAAACACUGUCAUCAAGAAGCUCAGCCUGGUGGCAACCCGGAGUAAUGACCCAGUGGCACAUGCUGUGGCCGAGAUGCUGAAGGAGAACCAGACCCUUCAGAGCCUCAACAUUGAAUCUAACUUCAUCACCAGCGCUGGGAUGAUGGAAGUCAUUAAAGCCAUGAAGCAGAACUCCACGUUGACUGAACUCAAGGUGGACAACCAGCGCCAGCGACUGGGCGAUUCGGUGGAGAUGGAGAUGGCCGCCAUGUUGGAAAAUUGCCCUUCCAUUAUCCGCUUUGGUUAUCACUUCACGCAGCAAGGACCAAGGGCCAGAGCCUCCAUCGCGAUAACCAAGAACAACGAAUUACGCCGCAAGCAGAAGAAAACAUAAUGGCCCACCCCCUGCGACUGAAUCCAGAGUGCCCUUAAGCUUCCUCACGUGCCUCUAAACAGCCUUUUAAGCUCUGCCUGCCUCCCAGAGACAGAGUUUUGCCAACAGCAAGGAUUUUUAUUUUAUUUCAAGAAGAGAAUUUCUCGGAGAGAUUUGCCCUGCUGUUCCCCCUUCACCUUGGCGACCGACAACCCCACCCCCACCCCAAUUCCUUGCAAUCUCAGGUUCUUUCUUCCUCCGAAUCCAGGCUCCCCGUCUUUUGAUUACCUCUGUAAAUAAGAGAGAUUUCGGAGAGACGCCCGCCCUGCCCCCAAAGAACUGGCUUUGUUCUCCGCUAAGGACCAAAGGCAGUUGUAAUCUUCCUAUCUUUCCUAAACAAGCUACUAUUAUUAAAUGAUUCGGCACCAUCUCGCUGAUCAAAACCUGAA
Molecule: messenger RNA, 1670 nt
Organism: Lacerta agilis (Sand lizard)
Lineage: Eukaryota; Metazoa; Chordata; Lepidosauria; Squamata; Lacertidae
Gene: TMOD4
Product: tropomodulin 4
Exons: 10
Coding region: 196-1242 (348 amino acids)
Biological process (GO): pointed-end actin filament capping; myofibril assembly; muscle contraction
Cellular component (GO): myofibril; striated muscle thin filament
Molecular function (GO): tropomyosin binding
Source: RefSeq, a predicted model, not a curated record